ACCGAACUGGUGACUGAUGUGUGACGUUGGCAAAUUGCAAUCGCUUCUCCUCGCACUGCGCCGCUGCAACUCCCUCCGCCACCUCCACCAGCUCCACGCUGUCGCCUCUAAGGCCGGACUCGACGCUCACUCCCUCGUCGCCGGCAAUCUCCUCUUCUUCGCUGCCGACCUCCCCGAUGGCCUCGACCACGCCCUCCGCCUCUUCUCCCUCAUGCCCUCCCCCGACGCCUUCAUGCACAACACCCUCAUCCGCGCUCUAUCCCACUCCGACGUCUCCCCGCACCGUGCCCUCCUCCUCUACUCCACCAUGCGCCUCCGCUCCAUCGCCCCCGACAGCUUCUCCUUCGCCUUCCUCCUCAAAGCGGCCGCCGACUUCCAGUCCCUCGCCCUCGGCUGCCAGAUCCACUCCCACGCCAUUCACCACGGCCUCGACGCCCACCUCUUCGUGGCGACCACGCUGGUCAGCAUGUACGCCGAAUGCGGCCGCGUCGCCUCCGCCCGGAAGGCGUUCGACGAUAUUCCCCAACCAAAUGUGGUCGCCUGGAACGCGAUCAUCACCGCUCAUUUCCGGGACGGCGACGUCGUAAAUGCAGGGAAGCUGUUCGACGAAAUGCCAUGGAGGAAUCUGACUUCUUGGAACAUCAUGCUCGCUGGUUACACCAAGGCGGGAGAGCUGGAAGCGGCCAGAAGAUUGUUCGACUCCAUGCUUCAAAAGGACCCUGUAUCCUGGAGCACCAUGAUCGUUGGGUUCGCAAGUCAUGGUCUUUUCCGCCACGCUUUCAGUUUCUUUCAGCAAUUGCUGAUGGAGGGCCUCCGGCCGAAUGAAGUAAGCUUGACGGGCAUCCUCUCGGCUUGCUCCCAAGCUGGGGCCUUCGAGACCGGCAAGGUUCUACAUGGCCACUUGCAGAAGUCUGGGCUCAUCACCUUCAUCGCCGUUUCUAAUGCUCUCUUGGAUCUGUAUGCUAGGUGCGGGAGCAUGGAAAUGGCACGCCGGGUAUUCGAUCGAGAGAUGAGAAAGAAGAGUGUGAUCAGUUGGACCUCCAUGAUCGCAGCACUGGCAAUGCAGGGGCUAGGAAAUGAGGCAAUUGAAUUGUUCAAACAAAUGGAGGGACAUGGGACGAAGCCUGAUGGGGUUACCUUCAUCUCACUCCUCUAUGCUUGUAGCCAUUCAGGAAUGGUGGAGCAAGGCUACCAUUUUUUCAGUAGAAUGAGCGAGGUGUACGGUAUCAAGCAUUCGAUCGAGCACUACGGUUGCAUGGUCGAUCUAUACGGUCGAGCCGGGCUACUCGACAAGGCCUACGACUUCAUAAUGCAAAUGCCACACGAACCCAAUGCCAUAAUAUGGAGAACAUUGCUUGGUGCAUGUAGCAUUCAUGGAAAUGUCAAUUUAGCUGAAAGUGUCAAGAAGAAACUCUUAGAAGUUGAACCUGGUGAUUCCGGCGACUACGUUCUACUGUCCAAUAUUUAUGCUGUCGCCGGUAAGUGGAAGGAUGCCGCCAAUGUGCGCAGAUCAAUGAGCAACGAGAGCAUCAGGAAAAGCCCAGGCUGGAGUUCCAUAGAAGUCGACAAGGUCGUGUACACCUUCACUGCAAACGUUGAACAAAGCAAUGUUAAAGAGGAGGCCUAUGAUAAGUUGAUAGACAUCUUGACGAGGAUUAGGCAAGAAGGUUAUGUUGCAGAGGUUGCCAAUGUUUUGCAUGACAUAGAAGAAGAAGAGAAGGAAGAUGCCAUUGCGCAGCACAGCGAAAAGCUCGCAGUGGCUUUUGGGAUGGCGAGGAUGGGCAAAGGCAGUGUUAUAAGGAUUGUGAAGAACUUGAGAAUAUGCAGGGAUUGCCACAGGGUGAUGAAAUUCAUUUCAAAGGUAUAUGAAAGGGAAGUUGUGGUGAGGGAUCGAAGUAGGUUUCAUUCUUUCAAAGAUGGCUCUUGUUCUUGUCGAGACUACUGGUGAUCAUUUCUGUUCAUCCAAUUGUUUGGGAUGUCUGCAGCAUCUCUGCUGUCUUCUUCCUUCUUUCCACUCUCUUUACAGUGUUCUUCUUUGACAACACAGAAGUUAGUAUUGACUUGGUAAUCUCUGAAUUGUUAUUUUUAGUAUUGACUUGUAAUAUCACAAUUCACUACUGUAUAUUUUAAUAAUAAUGAUAAUAAUUUGUUGUGCUAA
Molecule: messenger RNA, 2158 nt
Organism: Zingiber officinale
Lineage: Eukaryota; Viridiplantae; Streptophyta; Magnoliopsida; Zingiberales; Zingiberaceae
Product: pentatricopeptide repeat-containing protein At1g74630-like
Exons: 1
Coding region: 17-1948 (643 amino acids)
Biological process (GO): RNA modification
Molecular function (GO): RNA binding; protein binding; zinc ion binding
Source: RefSeq, a predicted model, not a curated record